Messenger RNA from Helianthus annuus (common sunflower), 1346 nucleotides. RefSeq lists its product as uncharacterized. The coding region runs from base 72 to 1064 and encodes 330 amino acids. The transcript is spliced from 9 exons. The record is from RefSeq and is a predicted model, not a curated record. NCBI's taxonomy places the organism in Eukaryota, Viridiplantae, Streptophyta, Magnoliopsida, Asterales, Asteraceae.
UAAAAACUAAAAAGGAGAGGACGUGGCCACUCACUCCCUCUUAUCCCCCCUCCCUAAUCAGUUGGUUGCUUAUGGCUUCCUCAUCCUUCUUAAACGUCUGCUGUUCAUCGUCUUCGUCUUCUUCUUCGAAAUUACCCUCAUACUCCUCCACCUGCUUCCCUUCAUCCAAUGGAAUUUCACUCCCCAGAGCUCCAUUUAGUUCCAGAACCUAUGCCAAGUUUGAUAAGUUUGAAGGAACGGACACUUUCCAAGAUAUGCAACCAACACUUGAACAAAAUCCUCAAGAUGAAGAAGAUGACAGUUGCUUGCCUUCGGAUCUGGAAGGCGCAGUUCGGCAGUCUGGUGAAGCAAGUGCUGCAUUUGUGUCUUCAGGGGGGAUGAGAGCUAUUGUUGAGCUCUUAAUCCCACAGUUGCAAUUUCUUGAUGAUGAAGGUGCACAGGGUGAACUGUGGGAAUUAUCAAGAAUUUUUGUGGAUACACUCAUUGAAGAAACAGGAUGUGAGAGAGUUAAAGCAAUAUUUCCUGAUGCUGGCGCUGCUGCACUUCUCAAGUACAGGUGGGAUGAUGCUGCUUUCACUUUCGCAAGCUUAAGUGAUCGAAAGCCUGUUGAAAAAGAAGACGAGAUUGUUGUAAUGAUACUUCCAGAUUAUCAAAUGUUGGAAUACGUGGAGCGAAUCGCAUCUGAUCUUUCAGGUGAACCGCCACGACCUCUCAUCAUGUGGAAUCCACGUCUUAUUAGCGAGGACGUUGGAGUUGGAUUCAACGUUAGAAAGUUGAGAAGAUAUUUCUUGAGAUCUUUCACUACGGUUUACUCGAUGAAACCUCUACCUACGGGUGCUGUAUUUAGAUGCUAUCCCGGAUUAUGGAAAGUUUUCUUUGAUGACAAGAAUAGACCAAACCGCUACAUACUAGCUAAGGAAAUGAUAAGCCGUCCUGACUCAGAAGACAUUGAGUUAAUAUUUGGAGAAGGAGAGAACGAGUCGGAGCAGGGCCCAUCAUUGUUUAGUCAAGCAGUAGGAGUAUUUAAAUCACUCAACAAAUUUAUGAAAGUGAUCUCCAAGUGAAAUAAUCAAAUAGAUCGCGACUGUGAUUCUGUAACUGCUUCACGAUAUGGUCAAAAAGAUUCCUGCCUUCUGGUUUUGGCAAGAAACUACACUUAAUGGUUGACUGUAUUUUUGAAAAACAUGUUUGGUUGACAUAUUAUGUGUAACAUCUUGUCUCAAAAUUGUAAUUAUAUCUUUGUUAUUAUUUGAUAGUGGUUUGCUUCUUUUAAGUUGAGACUAGACAGAUUGUAGUGUCUGAAUUGUGUUUUGACUUUUGAGUUGAAUGGAAGCAAUUUAGAUUAA